Elgaria multicarinata webbii is the source of this 746-nucleotide messenger RNA. Its product is annotated as claudin-4-like. NCBI's taxonomy places the organism in Eukaryota, Metazoa, Chordata, Lepidosauria, Squamata, Anguidae. Gene Ontology annotation, molecular function: structural molecule activity. The record is from RefSeq and is a predicted model, not a curated record. Gene Ontology annotation, biological process: bicellular tight junction assembly; cell adhesion. Gene Ontology annotation, cellular component: bicellular tight junction; plasma membrane. Bases 32 to 670 code for a protein of 212 amino acids. The transcript has a single exon.
CCCAGCAGGCACUUUUGUCGUCUUCGUCGUCAUGGCGUCCCAGGCCCUACAGUUGGGCGGGCUGGCGCUGUCUUCCUUGGGCGGCCUGGGCGCCGUCUUGGCCUGUGCCCUGCCCAUGUGGAAGGUGACGGCCUUCAUCGGCUCCAACAUCAUUGUGGCCCAGGUCUUCUGGGAGGGGCUGUGGAUGAAUUGCGUCUACGAGAGCACUGGGCAGAUGCAGUGCAAAGUCUACGACUCCUUGCUCGACCUCCCGGCCGACCUGCAGACCGCCCGGGCCCUGGUGAUGGUCUCCAUCGCUGCCUCCGUCCUGGCCCUGCUCGUCGGUGUCACCGGAGCCCAGUGCACGCGCUGCGUGGAGGGCCGCAGCGCCAAGGCCAAAGUUUCAGCAGUGGCCGGGGCGGCAUUCAUCCUAGCUGGGCUGGUGCUCCUGAUCCCUGUCUCCUGGUUGGCCAGCAAUAUUGUCAGCGAUUUCUACAACCCGCUGGUUCCCGAGGCCUUGAAGCGGGAGCUGGGCGUCUCGCUCUACGUGGGCUGGGCGGCCAGUGCUCUCUCGGUCUCGGGCGGGGCCACGCUGUGCUGCUCCUUCCCACAGACACAGGGUGACAAACCUUACCCGGUGAGGUACAAACACGCCGCUGCAGGCAGCUAUGCCCGGAAGGACUACGUCUGACCACUCCUUCGCCCCGGCAAGGAGGUCCUAGAACGGAUGCAGGCGCCAACAGAGGCACAGCGACUCACCCAUCCAA